CUCAGACGACUCUGUCUUUGUCUCUCUUUUUCUCUCCAUCGAAAAAAAAUGGAACCAAUCCCACCACCACCACCACCACCAGUCAUAGCCAGGAAACUGGGCAAUGUGGUCCGUCUGAUUUUCUUCAUGUUUCAAAAGGGCAUUUCGAAGAAAAAACUGAUGCCGGAUCUCAACCUUAUGAUGGAACGUGGGAAGAUCAUAGGUAAGUCAUUCAACGACCUCAUGAUCCGCCACAACACCGCAUUGGGCUGCAGCUCACAUGACGUGCAGAUGUCGUACGUGUCUCCGAGGGAGUACGAGUUCAGCUGCAGCAACAGCACAGACCACCCACCGUAUAUCCCUUUCCUCGUCAACAAGCGCAAAAGCCGUUAUCUCGGCACCAGCCGUUACAAACGACAUGUCGCACAAUACCACGUCCCUCACUGCCACUGGCAACCUACGUUAGAGUUAGAGGAUGACACCGUGGCAGUUAACUCCGUUGAGGUGCUUCGUGGCCUAAAUAGUAGUAGUACUAGUAGUAGUCGUCGUCAUGAGGCGGCAGAUGCAUCACCGUCACGGCGGGUUAGGAAAACGGAAUCACCGUUGUCGUUAAGACAUGCUGACGAGGACAGCUACGUGGACAAGGCGGCUGAGGAAUUCAUCGAGAGAUUUUAUAGGGAGUUGAUGUUGCAGAAGCGGAUGGCGGCGCGUGAGACGGCGGAUUGGUAUGGGUAAAAGUGGCGAUUUGGCCCAUGGGCUGGUUGGGGCCGUCGAUGGUUUUGGGGAUGCCCAAAACCACUCUUCGAGUGUAUGGAAUUUUCUUUGUUUUUCACACCCCCCCCCCCC
Molecule: messenger RNA, 825 nt
Organism: Ziziphus jujuba (common jujube)
Lineage: Eukaryota; Viridiplantae; Streptophyta; Magnoliopsida; Rosales; Rhamnaceae
Exons: 1
Coding region: 49-714 (221 amino acids)
Source: RefSeq, a predicted model, not a curated record